Plasmodium knowlesi strain H is the source of this 1386-nucleotide messenger RNA. Its product is annotated as 7-helix-1 protein, putative. Gene Ontology annotation, cellular component: plasma membrane. The transcript has a single exon. The record is from RefSeq and is a predicted model, not a curated record. The coding region runs from base 1 to 1386 and encodes 461 amino acids. Gene Ontology annotation, biological process: carbohydrate metabolic process; peptide modification. NCBI's taxonomy places the organism in Eukaryota, Apicomplexa, Aconoidasida, Haemosporida, Plasmodiidae.
AUGCCAAGUGAGCGCAUAAUGAUGGAGGGGAGCGACCGGUACAUUUCCAACUCCUAUUUGGAGGAAUUCAACGAAUCAGACAAUAACGAACAGGUAAUAAGAAGGAAGAUUAACGAAUAUGCUUUCAAGCUAAAUAACGAAAUGGAUCGUCACUCAAGCCAAUCCAUAUAUUGUGGAGUGGGUGGAAUCGUCUACAUGGAUAUCAUCCUGUACGAAGGUAAUGACGAUUACACGUUUUUACAAUUUGGAAAUGACAUAGUGAGGAAAAUAAAUUCUUACAGAGGGAAAGACACAGUUAGUUUUUUAGAAGGACCCAGCGGAUUGUACAGCUUGGCUAUCAUACUGCAUUACUAUAUGGAAAACCAUUCAAGUGUAGACAAGUAUAUACAAUACUUGGUUACUUAUUUGAAGGAUAAGAAUGAGGAAUUGGUAUCAAUAAGUGGAGAGUGUGAAUUGCUAUAUGGAAAAUGUGGUUGCAUAUAUUCCUUCCUCUUAUGUAAAAAUAUAUGGAUGAAAUCAUACCACAAAUACACCAUAUUGCAGAAUUUGUAUAUGACUAUAACCUCCAUUUUUGAAUAUGGCUUACUAAAAGCUUCCACCAUGUGGAACGUGACAUCCCUCUCACUAUACUUCGAAUGGCAUGAACACAUUUACCUCGGUGCAGCCCAUGGCUAUGCAGGCAUAUUCCUCGUCUUGUAUAAAAUGAUCAUGUUUUUUCAUAACAAUUUGAAAGAGCUAUGUGAAGCGUUGCUAGGAGUUCAUAGUAUUGCCACCCCAGAGGUAGAGGAUGAGGAAAAGUACAAAAGCUGUAGAAGCAACACCAUGCAAAAGCUCAAUGAAUAUCUGUACUUAAUAUAUCAAGUAACUGAUCAAAUUAUGAACUUGUACCUUACGGAGGAUUUUAAUGUUUAUUCUUCCAUUAAGAAAAAUAAACAACACAAAAAAAAUGACACAUUAGUUCAGUGGUGUCACGGAAAUAUCGGAUUUGUCAUUUUAAUAAUUGAGUUGCUGAAAUGUCCAUUUGCCCCAAACCAUUUUGUCAAUAAGUAUAACAAAACAUAUUUGGAAAAAAUGGGCCUUCUCAUAUGGGAACGAGGGUUAUUAUACAAAGGGAUGGGUCUUUGCCAUGGCAUUCCAGGUAACGGAAUCGCCUUCUUAUACCUGUAUAAGUAUACGGGUGAGAGGAGUUGGUACAUUAAAGCCUUGAAGUAUGCUCUCUUUUGUAUUAAAUAUUUUGACCGGCUCUACAGCGUGCCAGACAGACCUAAUUCGCUAUUCGAGGGGUAUGCAGGAUUGGUUGUCUUCCUUAACUUUGUUUUGAAACCCGACUCGACUUACUUCCCAGGAUAUGACACCCCCCCCGAUUUGCUCCAAACGUCGGGAUAG